This is a messenger RNA of Micromonas commoda, 602 nucleotides long. RefSeq lists its product with no specific name. Gene Ontology annotation, molecular function: RNA binding. Gene Ontology annotation, cellular component: U4/U6 x U5 tri-snRNP complex; box C/D methylation guide snoRNP complex; small-subunit processome. Gene Ontology annotation, biological process: mRNA splicing, via spliceosome; maturation of SSU-rRNA; ribosome biogenesis. NCBI's taxonomy places the organism in Eukaryota, Viridiplantae, Chlorophyta, Mamiellophyceae, Mamiellales, Mamiellaceae. Bases 131 to 511 code for a protein of 126 amino acids. The transcript is spliced from 3 exons. The record is from RefSeq and is a predicted model, not a curated record.
CGGUCCGGUUGCGCGCGCCGUCGCCACUAAACCUGCACGGGUUCACAGUCAAAACGCAUAGCUGAGCUUGAAAAUCAAGCAGUGAGGCGUCGCACCCUUUUCUAAAGCUACCGAAACAAGUUCAAGGAAAAUGUCCGAGGUCAACCCCAAGGCGUAUCCCCUCGCGGACGCGCAGCUCACCAUCACCAUCCUGGACAUCGUCCAGCAGGCUGCGAACUACAAGCAGCUCAAGAAGGGCGCGAACGAGGCCACCAAGACCCUCAACCGCGGCAUCUCCGAGUUUGUCGUCCUCGCGGCGGACACCGAGCCCCUCGAGAUCCUCCUCCACCUGCCACUGCUCGCGGAGGACAAGAACGUGCCGUACGUGUUUGUCCCCUCCAAGCAGGCGCUCGGUCGCGCGUGCGGCGUCUCCAGGCCCGUCAUCAGCUGCUCCGUCACCACCAACGAGGGCUCGCAGCUCAAGACGCAGAUCCAGAACCUCAAGGAUGCCAUCGAGAAGCUCCUCAUCUAACGCGUCGGCAACCCUUUCGACUUUAUGUAGCAGCUCAGUACUCCAAACACGCUUGAGGCAAUUGUAAUAUUAGCCGUCGAUGAGAGCUAAA